This is a messenger RNA of Trypanosoma brucei brucei TREU927, 1719 nucleotides long. RefSeq lists its product as hypothetical. The transcript has a single exon. Gene Ontology annotation, molecular function: RNA polymerase II C-terminal domain binding; mRNA (2'-O-methyladenosine-N6-)-methyltransferase activity. Bases 1 to 1719 code for a protein of 572 amino acids. The record is from RefSeq and is a predicted model, not a curated record. Lineage: Eukaryota; Euglenozoa; Kinetoplastea; Trypanosomatida; Trypanosomatidae.
AUGAAACGGGGUAGUGAUGGAUGUGGUCCGGAUGCUUCCCACCCCAGUUUGUGUUUUCAUCGCGAAGUACUGACUUGUCUACAGUGGUCUGUCAUCCGCCGUGACUUUCUGGAGAAAUUACGAUUUACUCCACUGCUUCGGUUCGCUGAACCAAAUAAGCUGUGGCGCCACAGUAAUGAGGCGCUCGGAAAGUGGAUCCUCUCACAGGUGGCACGGGACACAUCCAAUGGGAUGACAUCAAACGAUAUUAUUGCAUCCACUUCAAGCAGUUGCAUCACACCCUCACUCAGUUGUGCGAUGUCGUCUUUCUUUCCUUCCGAUGAUGCGUUAUCACGUGGAACUUAUGAUGAGCAACUCAUUCGUGACCUCUCGAUGAAGUGUACAACCCCCAGCAACCAAGAAACCAUUAAGUGCAUCACACAGCUAGUGAAGGAGUUCAACCUUGCGGAGCGUUGCAAGAGAGCCACAUCAGAGGUCCAGAGACAAAUGGCGAAUGUAACCCUUUCAUCGGUCUGCGUUCCAGUCAUCCGCACCAUAGCAGCAAACGAUGAGAAGAACCGCACGGCUGUGCAGAGGCGUAUACAAGGUGCGAUUGCCACUAUUGACGUGGUGUGGUCCAGGAACAUUCCAAGGGAUGCUCGAUCGGGUUGUCCCCAGGUUUCUAUCCCACUUGCCGCGUACAAAAAGCUUGACAUGAGUUAUCGCCAAUUCGGUGGCAAGAGCGAUGAGGAAAAGUAUCCACGACUCAGUUAUGAAAAGUGUUUUACUUUGCGAGCAGCAACAUUGGCGCUUCGGUAUGAGUGUUGCUUGGCAACGGGAUCUCUGCAGCUGUGUGCAGACCUGCGAUUGAAACAACACCUUCACGCUAACGGUUACCGAGUCAUAGAUUUAUGUGCUUCGCCCAUCAACGCGUAUAUGGGGGAACCCAAGGAGGGUUCCUAUCUUGUAGGCGAGAGUCGCGCUGAAGAGAAAUCAUCCAGUGAGGUCAAUGACUCCUUUAUUGGGUGUGAAAACACCCCAAAUCACUUCUGUAGUGCAUUUCCCGAUACGGACUGCUACUUUGGAAGUCUGGGGAGUGUGCUCAAAUUUGACGUUGUACAGGCGUAUAAUACGCCCCAAAUUAACCCGGAUAAACGUCCGCUCCUUCUUACCCUUGAUGUUCCGUACGACGAGGAUCUCUGUGAAAGAAUCUUUCUAAAGUUGGUCAGUGAUAUGAAGCGCGUCGAGACCGAAUUGGCAACGAUGGAAGGAAGUGUUAACACCGACUUGGUUGUUGCAGAUUAUGUGUUGGUGUUGCCUCUUUGGUGGGAAGUUCCACUAGAGAUCAAGAAGCGGCUCUUUUCGUGUCCAAAUGGUAGCGGGGAAGAGGCCUCGGCAACCGGUAACAUUGAGGGUAAGGAAGAUGAGGAAGAGGUACUUAAGAGAGUUAUUAGGGAACGCAGUGCGUUGUUGAAGGAGGGUCAUGUGCUUCCUUAUGAAUGGCCGGUGAAGUUGGCGGCAGCGGCUGGUGAGAAGUGGCCGUGUUUUGACGGUGUUUUCGUGGGAGGUAGUUAUGAGUACUUUUGCACCAUCACAAACAAGCGCCUCUCCGGUGUGACGGCUACGGAGGUGAUUGGGUUGGAGCAACCGCGGAGUGUUCGUGGCGGUAACUCGUUGCCUUCGUUGCGUACCUCACUUGACAGCUUCUACGGACGGCAGGUGACGGCGGCCGGACGGUGA